This is a messenger RNA of Arabidopsis thaliana (thale cress), 1590 nucleotides long. RefSeq names its product stress response NST1-like protein. The record is from RefSeq and is marked reviewed. The transcript has a single exon. Lineage: Eukaryota; Viridiplantae; Streptophyta; Magnoliopsida; Brassicales; Brassicaceae. Bases 803 to 1378 code for a protein of 191 amino acids.
AUCCAGAAAGCUACGUUUCUCUUUCUCUCUUUGUAUUAUCCGAUUAAAUUUUAGAGUAGUUCUUUGAGUCAGCUGCUUCUAUGCCAUUUUCUAGAGGUUUGGAUCCAAUUUCAUCAUCUUGUUGAUCCGUUUAUCUUCAAUUUCCAUAGAUUUUUUCUAAUUGAAUUGACUUCUUUCGAGAAAAGUUUUUCGAGCAGUUUCAUUUGUUCAUCAGAUUUAAUGCUUAAUUAUGGGUUUCUGAGGCAGAUCUGGUCACUCUCGAUUGAUUGCUUCUAGUUUGCAUCCAUUGAAAUGAUCAGGCAUUAGCUUGUUUGUUGUAUCUUCUAUCUUGUGUUAUUGUUGACUGUUGAAAUCGUUAGUUGAUUUAUGUUUGACCACUUUCUUUGGACUUGGUGUCUUUUUAUGUUCCUUGAAUAAAGUGGAAUGUUUUGCAACUACAAUUGUUAGCUUCUACAAGUUUGAAUGCUAUUGUUUUGACUGUUGCUUUAAGAUUGAUGUUAUGCACAAGGCUUAUCUGUUUCUCCUUUGCAACUACUAUAAGCUAAUCAAGUAAUCGUCAAUGCAGAAAAUGGGAGAGUCUACGGGGUGUGGGAAAGGAGGACUAAUGAUUCCAAAUCAUAAGUCUGCUAAUUCUUAUAACCUCUCCCUUGAGUUGUCUCUUGUUGACUCUGUUUGGGAUUGUAAUGUUCGGACCAUGAGGUAUUCCUAUAUACCUGAGUGGUUGUAGUCUUUGAAAUCCUCUUAGACAACGAGUUUAGUGCAUUUUACUUUAGUUGGAAUCAAAGAGUUAUAGCAAGCAAUAAUGGAUCACACGUUGUGCAAGCAAGUUGUUCAGCCAGUUACUAGGAAAGUGAAGAAGCAUGGUAAAGAUGAAUUUGAUCGUAUCAAACAAGCUGAGAAGAAAAAGAGACGUUUGGAGAAAGCUCUUGCUACUUCUGCAGCCAUUCGGGCUGAGCUUGAAAAGAAGAAGCAGAAGAGAUUGGAAGAACAACAAAGGUUAGAUGAAGAAGGAGCUGCAAUUGCAGAAGCUGUCGCUCUGCACGUCCUACUGGGCGAAGAUUCUGAUGAUUCAUCUCGAGUCAAGUUUGGCGAAGAAACGGGUUUCGGAAUGGAUCUGUUUAGAGAUGAAAGAACCAACUAUGUUCCUCGCCAAAGUUGUGCUAGCUAUGCGGUUCAAGGGAUUGGGUUUGUGUCAAAUGGUUAUGGACUAGGAGAUAGUAACUGGUCAGUGUCAUAUAAGCCAUUCAUGAAGGAUGUCUGGGAUAACAACAUGGUAAUAUCUGCAGAUUUGAUUGCUGCUCAGGCUGUUUCGUCACUACAGAUAUCUGAGGACGCUGAUAGGAACGCUUAUGUCUUCGAGACGAUGUUCGGGGGAUGACAAAAGCCAUCGUGCCAAACUUGGCUGCAGAAACAAGUGUUUGCUAUGAGUAGAGUUGCAGUUUUUUUCUUUAUUCUAGAACCCCUUUUGGUGUGAAAAUUCCUCCUCGUUGUUUAUCUUUUGAUGUUAGACUAGCUGAAAAGAUGUUUUCUGAAUUCUCUUUGUAACAUUCACAAAUACGUUCUAAGUUUUAUACAGAUUACAGAGUACCU